Molecule: messenger RNA, 2016 nt
Organism: Phlebotomus papatasi
Lineage: Eukaryota; Metazoa; Arthropoda; Insecta; Diptera; Psychodidae
Gene: sand
Product: potassium channel subfamily K member 4
Exons: 10
Coding region: 469-1593 (374 amino acids)
Biological process (GO): stabilization of membrane potential; potassium ion transmembrane transport
Cellular component (GO): membrane
Molecular function (GO): potassium ion leak channel activity
Source: RefSeq, a predicted model, not a curated record
AGUCUAUGUGUAAAAAUCUUGAGAAGCAGAACUUUGCUCCAAAGGUAUGGCACAGUUUUGACGUAUGGUCCGAAAAGCAAUGAGACAUUUGCCUCAAAGACAUAUUUGUGUAAAAUCAGUGAAAAUUUGUAAUUAGUGGGAAAACGUAUAAAUUAAUACGUAUAUGAAAAAGGAAUAUCGUGGAAUCGGAUGAAUCCAGUGGUGUUGAAGUGUCAUCUCCAUCAAUUGAUGGAGCAAAAAGACAUCCCAUUGCCAAUUAGUACAAUUUUCAUUUGGAUGGAAGUCAGACUGGUUCAUUUAUUUUCGCAACUCACUGUGAAUACAAUCACACGUGAUAUGCUCCCGUGAAUUAAUUCCAUAUUCACGCAGUGUUAUUAGAAAACACACGAAGCAAUAGUUGUCGGAGAUAAAUAAAUACACAGGAAAGGCAAUAGGAAGAAAAAAAAAACUUCAAUUUGUUAUAAAUAAAUGGAACGUAAGAGAUCGGUGAGACGGCGCCAGAGCCAAAAGUUGCCUUUUGCUGAACGCGCGAAGGAUCAUUGCCGGAAGUUUACGGCAUUUAUGUUCAGCAAUGUCGGAAUCAUUUUGCUAGUGGUGCUCUACACAAUUGCUGGUGCCUUCAUGUUCAUAGCAAUUGAGGGUGAUGGUGAUUUGGAGAGAUCUGCCGAAUUAGCGAGACACCGAAAGUCCGUGGCGGCAAAAUUGUGGAAUAUCUCGUGUUGUGAAGCAAACAUUUUCAAUAAGUCAGCAUUUAUAGAGUUAGUUGGUCAGCAAGUUCUGCACCAUCAACAUAAUAUAGUGAGGGCAGCCAAAGGCGGUAUUACCGAGACGACAAAAACUAAAACCAGCAAUAAAUGGACAUUCUCUGGGGCAUUUCUCUACUCAUUGACCGUAAUCACGACAAUUGGAUAUGGUAAUUUAAUUCCACGCACUAAGUGGGGAAAAAUUGCUACUAUUGUAUAUGCAAUAAUUGGAAUGCCACUUUUCCUUCUCUAUCUUUCCAACAUCGGAGACAUUCUCGCCAAGUCAUUUAAGUGGAUUUAUGCUAAAGUGUGUCUCUGCAGAAUUUGUCCCGGUGUGACAAGACGUAGAGCUGCGAGGGAACGUCGAAAAGCUAGAGCUUUGACUAUUGAACGGGAUAAUCUACCAGAGGGUUACUUUAUCGAGGGCGGAGAACUGGAGACCAUAUCAAAUUCCUCCGUUGACAUGAAUGAAUCGAGCGAAGAGGAAGAAAUUGCUACAGAUACGCAGACCGUGAUAGUGCCUUUAACAAUUUGUGUCAUUAUUAUGAUUGGAUAUAUCCUCUUUGGAGCUACACUCUUUGGCCACUGGGAGGACUGGGAUAGCCUAGAGGGGAGCUACUUCUGUUUUAUAUCUCUCAGCAGCAUCGGUUUCGGUGAUAUGGUGCCGGGAUUUAAGAUAACUGGCUUCGAAGGAACUGGCGUGGAGUUGAGCUUUAUCCUCUGUGCAAUUUAUUUGCUGCUUGGAAUGGCACUAAUUGCAAUGUGUUUCAAUUUGAUGCAGGAACAAGUAAUUCACAAGAUGAGGGCAUUCAGGCGAUGUAUACGACGGUGCUUCCACUGCGACAGGUGAUGAUGUAUACAGUCAAGGACAACAGGGAACUCCUGAUUCAUCAAUAAACAAUCCAGAAUGAACCGUGAAAGAGGUUCAUGUGUUCGUGACGUAUUUCAUACAACCAGGUCGUGAGGACAAUUUAGUCCCAUUAAGCCCCUUUUCAUCGUCACCACAAAUACUCCAUGGUGCAUUCUGCUUUUGAGUCUUCGCGUAUAUAGGACUACCAUGGAGAACAGCACUGCCAAGAUUCAUUAGCUGGUCGUUUUUUUUAUAUCUUCUAUUUAUUCACUCUGGCAUAGUGGGGGUAAAAAAAUGCGACACAGAAUGCCCAUCCUUGCUAAGAAUGUUCUGAGUUCAGGGAUAAAAAAAAUUAAAAUCAAUUUUAAUUAAAAUCAGACCCAGAGUGUAAGUAACAUUCCAUUAAUAAAGACCAUUUGAAUU